CUCCAGUUGUGAACCGAUACAACAGAAGAGUAUCAGUUUGUGCUGAAGCUUUCAAUCCAGAUGAGGAGGAAGAAGAUACAGAACAAAGGGUAGUUCAUCCAAAAACUGAUGAACAGCGAUGCAGACUGCAGGAAGCAUGUAAAGAUAUCCUACUUUUCAAAAACCUAGAUCAGGAGCAGCUGUCUCAGGUUCUUGAUGCCAUGUUUGAGAGGAAGGUGAAACCUCAGGAACAUGUGAUUGACCAAGGUGAUGAUGGAGACAACUUCUAUGUCAUUGAGCGGGGAUUGUAUGAUAUUGUUGUAGCAAAAGACAACCAGUCACGCUGUGUGGGCCGCUAUGAUAAUCACGGCAGUUUUGGGGAACUGGCGUUGAUGUACAACACUCCUAGAGCUGCCACCAUUGUUGCCACAACAGAAGGAGCCCUUUGGGGACUGGAUAGAGUGACAUUCAGAAGAAUUAUAUUGAAAAACAAUGCAAAGAAGAGGAAGACAUAUGAAUUAUUUAUCGAGUCUGUGCCCCUUCUUAAAUCCUUGGAGGCAUCAGAGCGAAUGAAGAUAGUGGAUGUUAUAGGGGAGAAAGUGUAUCAAGAUGGGGAACGUAUAAUUUCUCAGGGCGAUAAAGCAGAUUGUUUUUACAUUGUAGAAUCUGGUGAAGUAAAAAUCUUGAUUAAAAGCAAGACUAUGACAAGUAAAGAAGCUAACCAGGAAGUGGAGAUUGCCCGGUGUCACAGAGGGCAGUAUUUUGGAGAGCUUGCGCUCGUUACCAACAAACCCAGAGCAGCCUCUGCCUAUGCUGUUGGGGAGGUCAAAUGUUUAGUUAUGGAUGUGCAAGCAUUUGAGAGGUUGCUUGGACCCUGCAUGGACAUUAUGAAGAGGAAUAUAACACAUUAUGAGGAGCAGCUUGUGGCAAUGUUUGGCUCUAGCAUGGACCUGUUGGAUCCAGGGAAUUAGGCACAGGGUACCUCAAUGCCUUCUUAGUUCAAGACACAGAAAAGCCUCCUAUCAGCAACACAACUCACAAGGAAAACGGACACUAUGGAACAGUUACUGCUGCUGUCUUCUUGGGCAUUUUAGAAACCAUAAACAAGUCUCAGCACAGAUGGAUUGCUCACUCCCUGCCUCCACUUUGCUGCUGAUACUUCAUUAUUAGACCUAGAUUAAAGAUGAUCCUAACCCUAUGUUCACUUACUUGGUUCAGAAUGGCAUCUGUCCAACAGUUCAAGUGCCUGAAACCCAAAGUGUGCAAGAUAUAGAAGCCUCCUUCCUUCUGGUGUUACUGUUGGGAUAAAUUUUCAGAUCAGAUUCUGUAGUGGGAGUUUGCCUGUUCUGCAGAGGCAACCUGUGGAAUAUGAGCCUUUUAUGGGCUUACUACCUUCAUCUGAUGCUUUCCUUACACAAUGUCAAAUUUGCUUUUAAUUGUAGCAUCUGGGUUUGAA
Molecule: messenger RNA, 1435 nt
Organism: Cariama cristata (Red-legged seriema)
Lineage: Eukaryota; Metazoa; Chordata; Aves; Cariamiformes; Cariamidae
Gene: PRKAR2A
Product: protein kinase, cAMP-dependent, regulatory, type II, alpha
Exons: 10
Biological process (GO): regulation of protein phosphorylation
Cellular component (GO): cAMP-dependent protein kinase complex
Molecular function (GO): cAMP-dependent protein kinase regulator activity
Source: RefSeq, a predicted model, not a curated record